Messenger RNA from Scomber scombrus (Atlantic mackerel), 494 nucleotides. RefSeq names its product cytochrome c oxidase subunit 7B, mitochondrial. Gene Ontology annotation, biological process: mitochondrial electron transport, cytochrome c to oxygen. Bases 8 to 355 code for a protein of 115 amino acids. The record is from RefSeq and is a predicted model, not a curated record. The transcript has 3 exons. NCBI's taxonomy places the organism in Eukaryota, Metazoa, Chordata, Actinopteri, Scombriformes, Scombridae.
UCUGCGCAUGCUCGCGUCGAGAAUCGUAAUUUCCGUUAUAUGUACGUCAUCGGCGUACGUGCAGCGGCCAUUAGACUUCCGUUCUUCAAGGGUAUCCGAAGACACCAGAGCAGGCAACAUGUACCGGUUUGGCAAAGCUGUAGCGACCGUCACCAGUCAGGCCACACGGCAGGUGAGGCACGGCUCCUCUGUCCGCCAGGACUUCCACGCCAAGUACGGCAACGCAUUAUUGGCCGGCGGAGUUGGCUUCUCCACAGCUGUUUGGGCAUAUGUGCUGACGCAGACUGGCAUCACCUGGAAUAUGUCACCAGUUGGGAAGUUGAUGCCCAAGGAGUGGAGAGAGAGCGAGGAGUAAGGAGCCGCCAUGACAGACCUAUAUCCCACCUACCAAACCUUCUGGUUGUACAGAUGAAUAAUGAAUAUCUGCGUGUUCAGACAGUCAACGCCUGUGUUAUUCCAACAUGUUACUUGAGAAUAAAUUAAGUGUGAUUCUA